Molecule: messenger RNA, 993 nt
Organism: Penicillium soppii
Lineage: Eukaryota; Fungi; Ascomycota; Eurotiomycetes; Eurotiales; Aspergillaceae
Exons: 3
Coding region: 1-993 (330 amino acids)
Source: RefSeq, a predicted model, not a curated record
AUGAUGUUCCAAAUGCCGCGAUCAUCAGGCGGCAGCAACCUCGGACGGACAAAAAACAUCCUGCAUUGCAUACAAGGAUUCACUAUCUUCAUCGCAUGGGCCUUAACCAUCGCUAUCUGGACAAAAGGUGAUGGCAUCGAUGGCCGAACAGGCUGGUACUGGGGUCUGUGCUGGCUGAGUAUUCCCGGCCUGAUUUACCUAGUCGCAGUGCCUAUGUGGCCCCGAGCCCGCCGCUUCGGCAACGUAUACGCAUUCGCCAGUGUCGACGUCCUCUACUCCAUCCUCUGGGCCAGCGCCUGGAUCUGUCUCGCUUCAUACGUGGCCCAGGGUAAAUCCAAGGGUUCCUCAAGCACUGAUUCGAAAUCCGACUCGAAAUCCGACUCGAAAUCCGCCACCAAGCGAGCCACUGAUACCUCUACCAAGACCGGCUGCGACAACUGGGCAUACGGAAACGCGGCAAAGUGCAAGCUUAGCGAAGCAACCACAAUCAUCGGCGUCUUCAUCUUUAUCCUCUUCGCCAUAACAGCCUUCAUUUCCUUCCGCAACGUAAUGCACUUCCGCCGCACGGGAACCCUUCCCGAUGCAGUCUCGGAUCCCACUUUCGCGGCCCAAAGCAAAGCCGCCUUCUCCUCAAACCCAGCCCACGACUUCGAAGAAGACGAAGACGACUUCCGCUCCGGCCGCGGCGGAAUGGGCGCCUCCUCCCGCGGCGACCAAGAUGAGGACUACGCCCUGCUGCAGCAGAGCGAGAUUGACGAUCUAGGCCAUAGCGGCCGGUCCGCAAUGCAAGGCGCAUACGACCCCACUGCGCCUGCACCGGGCGGUCUCCACGAUUACAACACUACCGGGUAUGGUGGUGCGCAUGGCCAGCACUAUAAUCCUGCGCCUGGGGAUCAGUUUGCGAAUGUUGAGUAUACUCCCUCGGAGUAUACUGCUCCCUCUGGGUUCGGGGGAUCGUCGGUUGCUGGAGGGUAUGGGAGGCGGCCUAGUUAA